Clupea harengus (Atlantic herring) is the source of this 2912-nucleotide messenger RNA. RefSeq names its product visinin-like 1a (gene vsnl1a). Lineage: Eukaryota; Metazoa; Chordata; Actinopteri; Clupeiformes; Clupeidae. Gene Ontology annotation, molecular function: calcium ion binding. The record is from RefSeq and is a predicted model, not a curated record.
CGGAGGUGAUGCGCACGGUCUGAAACUGGCUUCCGUUCAUUUUAUCGUUUAGCGGCACAUCAUUUGCUGCGCCGAGCCCCAACGGUCUUUCCUGCGCCCUGACCUGGCUAAUUUCUCCGUUCUCACCUCCAGACAGUGAUAUCGCAACGGUUGAUAGAUAAAUACCCUACUGCUGCAUAGAGCGCAAACCAGAACUCCACAACCUUCGCAUACACGCAAAGACACGAUGGGGAAACAGAACAGCAAGCUGACCCCUGAGGUGAUGGAGGACUUGGUGAAGAGCACAGAGUUCAACGAGCACGAGCUCAAACAGUGGUACAAGGGUUUCCUAAAGGACUGCCCCACCGGACGCCUCAACCUGGACGAGUUCCAACAGCUUUAUGUCAAGUUCUUCCCAUAUGGUGACGCUUCCAAGUUUGCUCAGCACGCCUUCAGGACCUUUGAUAAGAACGGAGAUGGCACCAUUGACUUCCGGGAGUUCAUCUGUGCGCUGUCCAUCACCUCCAGGGGGAGCUUUGAGCAGAAGCUCAACUGGGCAUUCAACAUGUACGACCUGGACGGAGAUGGCAAGAUCACGCGAGUGGAGAUGCUGGAGAUCAUUGAGGCCAUAUAUAAGAUGGUGGGCACUGUGAUCAUGAUGAAGAUGAACGAGGACGGCCUGACGCCAGAGCAGCGCGUGGAUAAGAUCUUCACCAAGAUGGACAAAAACAACGACGACCAGAUUUCACUGGAUGAGUUCAAGGAGGCGGCCAAGAGCGACCCGUCCAUUGUACUACUGCUGCAGUGCGACCUACAGAAAUGAGGAGCCACCCCUCGCCUCUCCUCUUCUCUUGUAAAGAAAGAGGAAGGAGAGAGAGAGUGAGAGAGAGUGAGAAAGAGAGAGAGAGAGAGAGAGAGAGAGAUAAAAGGCGAAGGCGCCAUGGACUGCACAGAAGAUUAAUGUUCCAUUCAGUUUGCAGCUAUUUCCACCGAUAAAAGAAGAAAAUAUAUAUAAUUAUGAUUAUAUAAUGCUUGGACUACCUUUCAACAGAUUCCGCUUCUUGUGUUUGAAACACUUGUGUGCAUGAGAAUGUUAUUUGCUGACGAAUAUUUGCCACACUUCCGAAUUGUCCCACACACAUACACACACACACACACACACACACACACACACACACACACACACACACACACAGACACAAAACACCAUGCACAAAUAUAUACAUAGUUCUAUAAAUAUAUAUUAAUUAUUUAAAAUAAACUGCCAAAAUGUGAACAGUGUGCAAAGUACUUCCCGUAGAGUCCCAUUCCACUGGAGCUUGCGCAUCAGUGAUGUGCUAUGUUGAAUUAAGCUACUAUUUAUUGUUCAAGUUUACUGAUGCUAGCUAUGUGGUUCAUUUACAGAGUAAUGUUGACAAAAAAAACUAAAUCUCACUCCAAUGUAAUCCUGUCUAAUUAAUACAUCUAUCCACUCCUGAUGAAUAAUUUGAUCUGAAUAGACAAGCUGGAUUAUGAUCUGUCCAAUUUCACCUUCCAAAUGUGCUUGUAAUGUUGGUGAUUAUAAAUGUAGCUUAUUUGCAUGCUGUUAAGUUUUGCCUUACAAUUUACACAUUUUGCAUCCUUCCAAGACUGAUGAAGAAAACGCCUUAUUGGAAAAUGCAACUGAAAACUGAAUAUAAAAGACAGAACAGGAUAUGUUGUGACAUGUCAUGUUACAUUAGAUACAUUAUUGUGUGGGAUGUAUGUUUGUGACUUGUCUGAGCAUUUUUUCCCCCUCUAUAUAUGUAGGAGCAUGUUUUUUGUCAAUACAGUGUAUACCAAUGUUGCUAAUUCCCAUCAAAGCAACUUCCCAUAAAUCUAUCUAUUGAACUUGAAAUGGUCAAUUUAAACACAACAUUGCAAAUAACCAAACUUCUACCAAUCACACAAACUCCUAAUAGUGGUAUGACAUAUUACAUGAAUCUGCCUAUACGCUUUGUAUCUGUAAGGCCUGUAGACUGAGCCUCUGAUAAAGGAAUUGUCAUUUAGAGCAUCAGAAUCACCUAUCCAGUGUCAUGUCUUGUUCAAGAACCUACAGACCAUGCUGUAAGCACAGUUAUAGCAUGACUCUCCACUGCCUUUAGUGUACAUAUUUUCCAACACUAUCUCUUCAAGCCGUAUUCCUGUCACAAAGGCACACCUUGCAUAUCAGAGCAGUAACAGUGCUACUCAGUCAGUGAAUGGAGAGGGUUAAAAAUGAGCAAAAGCUUUUUGUUUGGCUUUCUAGUCCGUCUCACUUCUUAAUCUCUCCCAGCACAAACUGAGAGGUGAGGGUUAAAAUACAUAUAGAGCCAGUCAACAAUGCAUCCUAUUCAAUCAGUUGUGGCAAUAGGACAAAUGGGUUUGCUAAGUGUUACCCUGAGCUUGAUGUGUCUCUUUUUGUACGUUUUUUCUUUUCUUUUCAACUUUUUCCUCUCUGAUUUUCUAUCCUCGUCUCUCGAUACAUACGCCUGCUCUUUUUCCUGUUCGUCUCUGUGGAGAGUGGGUGAAGCGUCCUUUUGUGUCUUUGCUUGUGAAUGUUGAUGAAAACAACUUAGAGGGUCUCCAGCCUAGUCUCUCUCAUUUGUGCAGUCUGGAAACAAAGCUGUUAGUUCAUGCACUGUCUGACACAUUAAGAACUUUUGUCCAACAUAGAUUGGAUUUUAAAAUGAAAAACACAAGUGUUUCCGGAUCAGGUCAAUGAUGACAAGAAACAUUGGGUCUUGUUGAUUAUCCAAAACUUUGCCAAGCCGUAUGUACUUAUACUGUAUUAUUAUCAGACUCCAGAUUGAAGCAACUGUCGGCAAAAAUGUCAAGGAUUCUUUUGUACAUGUAGCAUGUAUUGUUCCCUUGAUGACAUGGCUGCACUACUUCUUGUGUUGUGGUUUAAAUUAAUAAAACAUUUACAGGCUGUU